Messenger RNA from Orussus abietinus, 2883 nucleotides. RefSeq names its product ubiquitin carboxyl-terminal hydrolase 48. The record is from RefSeq and is a predicted model, not a curated record. The transcript has 11 exons. Lineage: Eukaryota; Metazoa; Arthropoda; Insecta; Hymenoptera; Orussidae. Gene Ontology annotation, molecular function: cysteine-type endopeptidase activity; cysteine-type deubiquitinase activity. Gene Ontology annotation, cellular component: nucleus; cytosol. The coding region runs from base 223 to 2883 and encodes 886 amino acids. Gene Ontology annotation, biological process: protein deubiquitination.
CAAACAGUUCGUAACGAAGAAACUGCCGCUUUUUAAGGAUUCGGUGAUAAACUGGUUGGCCAGGCCAUUGUUUACAAGUGGUUGCACAUUUUCUGUUGAGUUCGACGUAGCGAAAGCGUCAAAAAUAAAAAUUAUGUAAAAGGCGGCAGCAGCAGCAGCAUACCACAUAACCUAUAAAAUACAACCGCCUCGUAAGCGGGAUAACGAGUUUAAUACUGGAAAAUGGCUCCCAACAAAAAGAGUGAUUUGGAUAAACAAUCUUGGGCUUGGGUAGAAAUUGUAGAACCAGAUCAAGUUGAAAGAAUUCAUCUGGAGACUGCUUAUAGGAUCGGUCUGAAAAACUGUAAAAAUUGCAAACGAAACUGUGCAAACAACCCACAGUGUCUGACAGGCUUAGGUGAAGAGAAGUAUUUAAAAUCCCAACCAGCAAAAGUGGCAUCGUUAGAAAGCUCUCUUGUGGAACUACGCGAUCCUACGCAAUACGUUGGGCUACAAAAUUUAGGUGCCACGUGUUACGUUAAUAGUCUCAUACAAGUCUGGUUUCACAACGAAGAUAUGAGAAAAAUAAUUUACAAGUGGAACCUCAUGGAAGAUCCCGAAGAGCAAGAAGCACUCAGAGUUUCCGAGAAAACUGGAGAGCCUUACCAUCCUGUUACAGCAGUGGGACAACUACAGUAUAUUUUUGCUAUGAUGCAAUUUGGAAAUAGACGUCUUCUAGAUCCAACUAAUUUAGCUAUUGCACUCUCUCUGGAUACCACCACCCAGCAAGAUGCACAGGAAUUCUCAAAAUUGCUUCUCUGCCACAUUGAGGGAAAACUGCAGCAGCAUUUGGAACUAAAGGAAACACUGCAAAAACUUAGUCAGGGGAAAUACAGUUACGUAAAUUGUUGUACAACAUGUGGUACUGAAUAUUCAACUUCUACCACAUUUUAUGAACUAGAUCUUCAACUCGCUCCAACUUUAAAAGAAGCAAUUGAAAAGUACCUUACUGAGGAAAAGCUGACAGGAGCAAAUCAGUAUCUUUGUGCCACAUGUAACGAUAAAAAAGAUGCAAGAAGGUUUAUCCGUUUGGACUCUCUUCCAGAGUCUUUAAAUAUUCAACUUCUAAGAUUUGUUUUCAAUAGGGAGUCGGGUCAAAAAAAGAAGUUAAAUUCAUUUAUCCAGUUUCCAGAAGAUCUAGAUAUGUCUCAGUACCUCAGAUGCUCGCCACAAACCCAUCUCUACAGUUUAGUAGCCGUAUUGAGUCAUAAAGGACCAUCGGCUCAUUCUGGACAUUACAUCGCUAAUAUAUGCAGUGCUGAUGGAGAGUGGUAUCAGUUUAGUGAUGACAAGGUUGAAAAGAUGCAGAAUAAACGAAUAGAAGAUGGCAUCACUGAAACAACAAAAAAUGUCAAAAGAGGCAGAGUACCGAAAGGAUUUUUGUCAUCUAACACUGCGUAUAUGUUGGUAUAUAAAAGACUACCUUUUGAUGCAAAAGUCGCUGCAUCAAGGAAAGGAAAAGUGAAAAAAUCUGACACGGAAGGAAAUGGUAAUGGGAGCACUCAGUUAGAAAAGAUAUCGACUUUGGGAAACUUCAGUCCUGUGGAGAUAACAGAGGAUGGAAAGCGAAAGAGUCCUGAUCAAAAUUCUUCUAAAGUCAUUGAAUGCUCCAGCCCGGAGAAAAAGUCAAAAAUGGAUAUGGAAAAGAUGGAAACAGAUGUCAGUCCAGUUCCUAAUUCUAUCCAGGGUCCUUCAGUGAUCGAGCCACCAAUAGUUGACGAGGCAGAGAGUCAGACGGUGGACACCAGUGAGAUUUCUGUUCCUGGACAUGCUAAAAUGGAGGAACGCCACAAAAAGGUUAUCACUGAGAGUUCGGGAAUUGAUUACAGUACAAUGAAUGGAGAAACACAUCGAACAAUGAGCUGUGGCCAACGAGACUUCCUGGAAGAGAUGGAGUUUGAGAGGUGGCAAGUUAAUGGUACCAUGAGGGAACUAGUGCGACAGGAAAAUGUAAAACACGAGUUGAGUUUACUGGCUGUUCAGCAAGAGAAGCAAAAGGAAAUAGAAGAUCAAAACGAGAAGAGACAAUUAGUUAUAGACUUUUACAAUGCAGUGGCUAGUGCCACAUCCUGGGUUGAGUACCAUUGGAUACCGACGGACUGGAUAGCAAAAUGGUUGAGUUCCCAAUCUUCUACGGAAGGGGUUCCACCAAUUGAUAAUUCUACCUUGCUAUGUCCUCACUAUCGUCUCGAUCCAUUGAAAGUAAAUCGCGCUAAAUGUGUUCCUGUGCAAGCUGCAGAGUUACUCUAUGGGAAGUACAGGGGUGGACCAAAGUUGGAUCAAAAUUCUCUGUGUGAGAACUGUGUGAAGAGAAGGUGUAAAAUGUUAAGAUUCAAAAUGGCUCUGGAAAAAGACUACAAAGAGGUCGGAGAUUUGGUACGAAAUUUCAAAGAUCAACGAUUGGAGACAGGUUACAUCAUUGGUGCGGAUUCUUUGAGAUCGUGGCGAAGGCUCGCCACGGAAAAAUUCACCGAGUAUUUGGAACAUCAUGCACAAGAUGAUGAAUUUCCAGAGCACCAGGAAGAAUCCAAUAGUCGAAACGAUAGUUCAAAAGAAGUGGAGGAAUCCGAAGAGAAUGAAGUCGUAAUUAAUUUUAACGAGGACCUGCUCUGCGAGCAUUAUUCACUGAAAAGUCCAGAUUCCAGCCGGAAAGUCGUUCCUCGAGAAGUUUGGCAUAUUUUGAAGAAAUAUUUUCCUGACUCAAAGGAGUAUCCUGCAGACACUCCUGCCUGUUCGGUCUGCGAGAUGAAAAUACAAAGAGACCUGCAGAAUCUGUGGAGAAUCCACCAAAACGGGCAUGCCAAGAGGUUGGACAUAAGUCUGAUAAUGAGGAAAACUUUUUAA